Messenger RNA from Vicia villosa (hairy vetch), 348 nucleotides. Its product is annotated as zinc finger protein 2-like. NCBI's taxonomy places the organism in Eukaryota, Viridiplantae, Streptophyta, Magnoliopsida, Fabales, Fabaceae. The record is from RefSeq and is a predicted model, not a curated record. Bases 1 to 348 code for a protein of 115 amino acids. The transcript has a single exon.
AUGGCAGAGCCUGCAUCCAUCUACAAUUUCAAAAAACAUUACUCAACCCGCAGUUUUCAAUGCCACUUCUGCCAUCGCAAGUUCUUCUCUUCUCAAGCUCUUGGUGGCCAUCAAAACGCACACAAACUCGAGAGAGCUGCUGCUAGAACAUCAACCAAACCACUCUAUUUUCACUCUUCUUCUCUCAUAAUCACCGACCUCAGGCCCAAGACCAAGCCCAAACCCAAACCCUACUUGCUUGAAGUUGACCUCCAUGCUGCUGGCGCUUCUAUAAUCUAUCGCAGUGCUGCUGCUCUUCCUACUCAACCUUCUGACCAUGUCAAUCUUGAUCUCACCCUUCGUUUGUGA